Molecule: messenger RNA, 1455 nt
Organism: Caenorhabditis briggsae
Lineage: Eukaryota; Metazoa; Nematoda; Chromadorea; Rhabditida; Rhabditidae
Exons: 7
Coding region: 1-1455 (484 amino acids)
Biological process (GO): transmembrane transport
Cellular component (GO): lysosomal membrane
Molecular function (GO): transmembrane transporter activity
Source: RefSeq, a predicted model, not a curated record
AUGACAGCUCCGGUCAAAAAAAUUUCUGUAAGAGAAAAAGAGCUAUCAGAACGAAAAACACCAUGGGCAUCAGUCUAUGUCAUUGCCUUUCUCCUUCUGUUAACUGGAAUUCAGAUGAGUAUAUACUUCACUUCUACGUGGCAGUAUUUAUCAGAAAAUGAUGAAAGUGUGACAGUGGACUUUUUCGGAGUCCUUCUAGCUUUGCAAGCACUGUCUUCUGCAUUUGCAAAUCCUCUUUUUGGAUAUUGGAAUCAAAUUUCAACGUCCACUAGAAAACCAGUAUUCUGUGCAUGUGCAAUUGCAGGAUUCGGGAAUCUUCUCUAUGCAUUUGCUUAUCUAGCACCUCCAUAUGUCAAAUGGGUUAUGUUAUUCUCGAGAAUUCUCACUGGAUUCAGUCCUGGUGCUCUCGGCGUUCUUAGAAGUUUCAUUGGAACAGCGAGUACUCAAGAAGACCGGAUGAAGGCAGUGUCUAUAACCAAUGCUGGAUUUACUGCUGGAUUCUUUCUAGGACCAACUAUACAGAUUUGUUUCAUUCCACUUGGAAAAUAUGGAUUCAACAUCGGUCCAUUUAUAAUAAACAUGUAUACAUCUGCUGCUCUAUUCAUGACAAUUAUCAGUGCGAUUUCAAUAAUUUUGACCUAUUUCUUCCUGGAAGAAAACUACGUGGGAAUUAUCAGUGAAGAGGAAAAGAGCCAAGAUCCGUAUUUUGUACUUCCGAAGUUCGACAGAUUACCAGUUCUUCUUCUGUUUUACAUGUGGUGGCUUAUGUGUGGAGUUGUUUGCGUGGAGAGUAUGGCAGCUCCUGUAACAAUUGCAAUGUAUAAUUGGAGCAGAGAGGAUGCUGUACUUUACAAUGGAAUCAUUCAAACGGUUUCUUGUGUUUUCACCUUCAUCGUCAACUUCAGUCUUGCUGCUACUAAAUUGAAAACUGUCGACAACCGCCUUCUUCUCCUAGCUGGACUGGGUUUCUUCAAACUAUUCUUCGUGUUGCACAUGCCACUUCCAUUCUAUACAGGACCACUCGAUCGUCUGGGAACUCUGAAUUCUACAAUUUCAGAAAUCGGAAGAUGUGAAUUUGAUUGGUGUGAUGAUACUCCAAGAGUUCCACUUCCUCUAUAUUUGUUGAUUUCUUCGGCAAUCAUUGGAUUAGGUUUUCCAUUGAUUUCGUCAACUUCAAGCUCUUUAUUGAGCCAGAUAAUUGGUCCGAGGAAGCAGGGAACCGUCCAAGGAUUCUUCGCGUUUACGGGUGCGUUUUCUCAAUUUGUUGUUUCCCUUUUCUCAACUCGUCUAUUCGAACUGAGUGGUUAUAAAUGGAUAAUGGUAUAUCACUGGACUAUUGUCACUGUCGCAAUAAUCUCAACUCUUCUCCUUUGGCGUCGUCUCGUUCCUUUAAAAAUUACACCAAGUCAUGGAGAAGCAACUCGUUAUAAACUGGGUACAUUCUACAGAAUGUAG